Molecule: messenger RNA, 2706 nt
Organism: Sphaeramia orbicularis (orbiculate cardinalfish)
Lineage: Eukaryota; Metazoa; Chordata; Actinopteri; Kurtiformes; Apogonidae
Product: serine/threonine-protein phosphatase 4 regulatory subunit 2-A-like
Exons: 9
Coding region: 105-1325 (406 amino acids)
Cellular component (GO): protein phosphatase 4 complex; nucleus; cytoplasm
Molecular function (GO): protein phosphatase regulator activity
Source: RefSeq, a predicted model, not a curated record
GUAAUCUCGCGCAUGCGCAGUUGUCACAACCACCAGCUUUGUUGAGUUGCUACCUGCUACUGCUAACACUAGCAAGUAUUUCCUGCCUAUGUCUGGACACAGAUAUGGACAUCGACGCGUUAUUGGAAGCUUUUCAAGAUUUUGAGAAGAAGGGGAGAAGAGAGACCAGUCCUGUUCUAGAGCAAUUCCUGUGUCAUGUUGCCAAGACAGGGCAGCCGAUGAUCCCAUGGACUCAGUUCAAAACAUACUUCAUGUUUAAGUUGGAAAAUAUCAUGGACGAUUUCCAAGCCUCAACACCAGAACAAAGGGGACCACAUAAUCCUAAUGUAGAGUAUGUUCCCUUUGAGGAGAUGAAACAGAGGAUCCUAAAAAUUGUGGAUGGUUAUAAUGGGAUCCCAUUCACCAUCCAGCGCCUUUGUGAACUGCUGACAGACCCAAAGAGAAACUAUACAGGAACAGAGAAGUUCCUCAGAGGUCUGGAGAAGAAUGUAAUGGUGGUCAGCUGUGUGUACCCUACAUCAGAGAAAAAUGGUGCGCCCAGUGUAAACAGAAUGAAUGGAGUGAUGUUUCCUGGUAACUCUUCUCUAUAUUCAGACAGUCGAAAUGUUAAUGGACCAGGCACACCAAAACCACUCAACAGACCAAAGCUGUCAUUGUCGUCUUCACUUUCAACCAAUGGUCUCCCUGAGUGUACAGUCAGCAAAGGGACAGAGUCAACCACAGAGGAGGAGGGGGAGCAUCAUAUCAGUGAGUCUUCAUUAUCAGAAGAUGAAAUUACACCAAAUAGUGGGAUAAAGAAUAAACACCAGGAGGAAGAAGAAGAAGAGGAGGAGGAGGAGGAUUCUGCUCCAGAUAGACAUGAGGUCAAGAGGCUCAAGUAUGAAGAAGAAGAGGAUGAGACAGAGAAGGAAGAAAAGGAGUCCUCUUUCUGUAAAGAGUCAGAGACCUUACCAGAGACGCCGCAGUCCUCUAAAGAUACUUGUGGCCCUUCUUGUGAGACACCUGCUAUUUCAGAGGAUCAUGAGCCUAGCAGCACCGACAUGGAAACAUCUGAAAGAGAAGGAGACUCAUCUGAAGCUGGGGCUGUCCAAAGUCAGGAUAAUGACAGCACCCCUGAACAACAUGAACAACCUGCUCUGUCAGAGUCGAGUACAAGCUUUGAACAGGACAAUGUGGAGAGCAGCAGCAGCAGCAGUGACGGAGAGGGGCCAGCCAGCGACAAGCCAGCCCCCUCAUCUAGCAGUUCAUCUGACUUGUCAACAGAUGGCGAUGCUGACUAUUCAAACAGCAUAGAGACAGCAAUUGAGCCUGGGGAACAUGACUAACCAGAUGCCCAGCCUCCCAACUGAUUGUUUACACUGUAGGAUACCACAACAAAGGUAUAUUUCUGUAGCACUGUGGACUUCUAGACAUCAGGACCAGGAAUGAUGUGAAGCUUGAAGAUCCACAUAGAAGGAUCUCUUUGUGCCCUUCAGUUUCAAAUGCUCAAAGGCCACUAGCGUCACCUGGACUCAGUUGUUCAUAAUGUCAGAUCUGGAUCAGGUUAUCCAUUUCACUUUUGUGCCUGUUUCUCAAAGCAGCAUUAGAUUGGAUCACACUGGCCCAGAUCCAGACCAGGACUACAUAUCACAAUGUCUGAUAUUAAAUCUGUAAAUUACACUUUGUAGAAUAGGCACCAUGUCAUCACUCUAUUUAAGAGACAGAAAACUGCACAAUUAAACAAUCCAGAUAUCCCCUUCUAUUUAAAGUUUAAUUUAUAGAGUCAGACUCUAUUUGACCCACAAAUAAUACAUAUAUAUAUAUAUAUAUAUACAGUAUAUAUAAAUAGAAAUGUACAUAUAUAUAAAUGGGAUGUCUGUGAAGAUUUGAUUAAAAAAAAAUAGACUGGAUCAUAUGAUUGAGCGCAUUUCCACAAUCGUUUUUAUAAGAUUUUCCUGAAUCCAGUCACUGAAACCUGAUCAGAUUCCUUCUGAACAACUGGACCCAGGUCUGAAAACUGGAUGGAAGUGAUAUAAAGAAGAUUAGAGAGACUUGGGUUUUUUCCACUGUUGACUAAAACUUUUCUAAUAUUUUCUUCCUCUUUUUUAUAUCUUAGUGUUAUAAUUUAACCUUAAUAACUGACGUAUUUUGUCAUUUCAUUAAUCAUUAGUUUCUUGGCAUGUAAUUCCUGCAGUAAAUGUCAGCCUGAGUUGUGUUUUCCUCUUAGCAUCAUUGUUUUCACACUCUUAUGAAUGUGUCUCUCUUGAAGGUGAUUGGGGACACCAAAGCAACACUUCAUAGAUUGUUUGUUUGUUUUGUUUUUUCAAUGAAGCACAUGCCAUUAAAUGUAUUUCUUACUAACAUUAUCUUGCACUUCUUAGUACUGACCCCUGGAAGGAUAUGUAAAAUGUCACAGUUUUAUUUUGUAACUGUAUGAAGCCAAUGUAACAACACAAAGCUGCCAGUAGAAAUGUUUUUUGGGUAGAUAAGGUAUUGUUUUGGCUUAAGGAAAGCCAUUUCUGCAUCUGCGUCUGUCAGUAGAACGCAAGGUACUUUUACAGUUUAUGUCAUUUUGAUAGAUUUUUACAGUAUGUCUCUGUAAAUGAGUUUUUGUAGAAUUGUUAUACAUGUCCACUGCCUUUGUAAAACUGAUAAUUGCUGGAGGUUGAAUGCUUGAGCUUGUAUCAUAGUAUUCAUGGAAAGCAAUAAAUGCUAAAAUUUAAACUG